This is a messenger RNA of Galleria mellonella (greater wax moth), 6296 nucleotides long. Its product is annotated as kinesin-1 heavy chain-like. NCBI's taxonomy places the organism in Eukaryota, Metazoa, Arthropoda, Insecta, Lepidoptera, Pyralidae. Gene Ontology annotation, molecular function: ATP hydrolysis activity; microtubule binding; ATP binding. Bases 74 to 3517 code for a protein of 1147 amino acids. The transcript has 10 exons. Gene Ontology annotation, cellular component: microtubule; kinesin complex. The record is from RefSeq and is a predicted model, not a curated record. Gene Ontology annotation, biological process: microtubule-based movement.
UGUAUAUUUGAAUCCGUCGUCGUCUUAUAAGGUGAUAUUUUGAAGCAAAGUAACGUUAAAUUUGUUAUACGACAUGUCUAAUGUUAAAUUGGCAAUAAGAGUUAGACCAUUUAGUGAAAGAGAACUUAAAUCGGAGAAGGAUCGAAUUCCGGUAGUGACUGUCGUUGACUACAAUACAGUUACGAUCACCAAUGUUAAAGUAAGUGUUUCGGGCGCUGGCGACAGUCGGGAGAGAGUACGCCGUUACUACGCCGACUACACUUUCGAUAGUGCGUGCCCAGUUACCAAUCCCACUUUCGCAAAUCAAGAGACGAUAUUCGAGACAAUCGGACAGGAUGUGAUCCGCAGUGUCUCAAGAGGAUGUUCAGCUUGCGUGCUUGCUUAUGGUCAGAGCGCUACUGGCAAGACUUAUACUAUGAUGGGCACUUAUACCCAACCUGGGCUGGUACCUCGACUGUGCACAGCUCUCGCUGAACUGCAGUCUUUCGAUCUUACUGUCAGUUUCUUGGAGAUUUACAACGAACGGGUUCACGACUUACUGGCAGGUGAAGUCUCAGCUGCUACUUGCCACUCUCUACCGCGGCGCAGGGGUAACUCGCGCAAGGACCUUCGUGUGAGGGAGCAUCCACAAAAGGGACCCUAUGUGCAAAAUCUUCGGAGAGUAGCAGUACAUGACGUCCAAACUCUCCUCUCAUUGGUUCACGAAGGCGCUCAUAGACGACGAACUGCCGCAACCCGUCGUAAUUCCACUUCGUCCAGGUCGCACGCGUUGUUGGAAUUAACUACUUCCACCGCUACACUGCACCUCGCUGACCUUGCUGGAAGCGAAAAAGCUAGUUGGGAAGGCUGCGGUGGCGGCAGGCAAAAGGAAGGGGCCAACAUAAAUAAAUCGCUAGUCGCACUUAGUAACGUUAUAUCCGCUCUUGUGAGUGGAGGCGCCGGGCGUGGUAGAUUUGUCCCGUACCGCGACUCUGCGCUUACUUGGUUGCUGAAAGACUGUUUUACAGGAGGCGCUAGUACUUUCAUUAUUGCAACUGUGUCUCCAAGCGUCGCUUGUUACGGAGAAUCUGCGUCAACACUUCGUUGGGCAGCACGCGCUCGACAGUUGCCAACCCCGCGAGUCAUUCACACUGGACCUAACGCUGUCACGCGAGCAGUUUUACAGUCUCAAUUCAACCAACUUUUAACUGAAUUAUCCAGAAACCAUAUUCAAUAUGUACCAGAGACUGGCAAAAUAUUUUAUGAAGACAAACACUGGAGAUUACAAAUAAAUAAAUCAGAUAGCGACGGUUCAGAUAAAACUACAAAAAUAGGUAAUAUUAUGAAUUUAUCACAUCCAAAAAUGGAUGCUCAUUCAGAAUCGGCAACUUCAUCAGUCGCUAGUGGAAGUUCGGAAGUUAUUAACACAAUAGAUAAGAAUGCAGACAUAACAAAUAAAAUUAGUAAAGAAGUUGAUAGAUUAUUGGGUUCUACAUUAGAAAGAACGAAUAGUGGCAGUAAUUUGAAGGCAAUUGCUCCAGUUAGACAUAAACGUAGACAGUACAGAUCUCAGGAAAUUUUGCCUAUAGACGAAAGCUUAUGUAAUCGAAGCCAAAGUUUAGUUAAUGCAUUACCAAGUCAAAGUGAGGAAGGACUUAGUGUAAUAAAUAAAAAUAGAGUGGAAAAACAAAAAGUUAAUUCAAUUCCGAUUCUUUACGAUAAUCAAAGAGCGGAAAUAGUAGCAUCCGUUACAGAAAGGUUAUAUUCGAAGCUAAAGAAAAAAGAAGAAGCUGCUGUUUCAAAAAUUGAAUCAGUGGUAGAUAAAAAAAUUAUGGAACCUUUAAGUGAAUUAAGAAUUUGUACAAAUGCUCGUCAGCGUUUUAUUGAUUUAAGCCAAAAAACAAUACGAAAUAAAAGAAGAAUAGGAAUACCUGCUCAUACGCAAACAAGAAUAUCAGUUACUCGAGUAAAAGAUCAAGAAAUUGAUGUCCAAACAGAUUUAGAAGCAUAUGUUUACAAGAAUAGACAUUUUUAUGCUCUCCAACGUGAUGCUGCCACAGAGACGGUCACAAUGACGCCACGCUGCAAAGAAAUUGCUGUUGGUUCUAAAUAUGCUUCCAUAAAUUAUUGUGACAGAUCAACUUUAACAGAAACAAAAGAAAUAAUUUUUAAAAGUUCAAUGGUAAUGACCGAUAAUAUAUUAACAUGUGAUCGAUCGACACAAACUCCCAUAGUACCACCACCAAGAAAGAAAAAGCGAGUCUCAAGUCUUGCUAGGUACUUAAAAAACAUUGAAAACAAGACUAGUUUAGAAGAAUGUAGUCUAACCCCAAUUAUUAAUAUUAAUAUAUCACAGUCAUGCUCUACAGAUCCAGAGUCUCAAAGUUCUGAUGAUAACUUAGGGCAAAAAAAUUAUUCUACAUCUCAUAUACCAAUAGUAACAUCAACUCCAGACUUGUUAACAAAUCAUAGUGCUGUUGAAACAAGUAGUGAUAAAAAUGAAGAGAUUGGUAACAAUAACAACAACACAACGUGUGCUAAUGUAAGCAGUAUAAUAACUGAAAGUAAUAUAUGUCACAUAUCACCUCAAUUACAAACAAAAUCAGGUGAAGAUUUUCCAGAUUCUGAGGACUGUACACUACCAAAGGUACCUGUAGAUACUACAAGAAAAAAAUAUCACGAAGAAAUGAAAGAAAUGAUAUUAGGAAGAAACAAAAAUGUUUAUCCAUAUAAUAUAGUGCUAUCACCAUUAAAAGUAAGUUCAAAUUAUAAUAAAAUAGUUAAAUUUAAGGAUACUGAUGGUUCUUCUGGAAAAUCUGUUGGAUCUCAGACAAGUUGGGAAUGUAGGAAUAAAAAAAAAGAAAGUUGCAAAUCUAAUAUUAGUUCCGAUGUAACUAAUUCAGAUAAAGAGUAUAAUGAGGCUGGAUCGUUUUGUAAUAGCACCUUUUCUUAUUCUGGAGAAUCGAAUAAUAUAGAAACAGAUUCAUUUAUUUGGAGAAAAAGCAAUACAAAUCAGUUUAACAGAACAGGCUACUUAGGACGUAGUUAUACUCCCGUGUAUAAAAACCAGUCACGGUAUAGAACGGCUAAAGCAAGAUUUUAUAAAGAAUUUUUAGGGCUAGAAAGUAGCACUGAUAAGGAUACGGAUCUUUUAAAAUGUCCGUGUUGUAAGUUUACGUAUUGUAAGUGUUGCAGUGAUACAAAAGUGGGCUCUAAAUCCAAUAUAUCGCAAAAAAUCAGUUCAAAUUCAGCAUACAUUCCUGAACAAAACAUUUAUUCACCUUCAUUAAAAGAUAUUACUUGUAUGCAAGAAUUUGAAUGCGAAAUAUUGAAUUCUUGUAAUGAUUUGGAAGAGUCAGUUAAUCGAUAUGACAAAUAUUUAUUGGGUUUUCCGAAAAACAGCAAAACAACAAAGAAUUUGAAAGUACAAAGUCCAGUGAUGACUCCCACGGAAUAUUUACACCAUUUGGUUCAAUUAAGAAGAGAAGUUAUUAAAGCAGAUUGUAAAACAGAUUCAUUUUGUGUUUCUGAAAAGUAAUUCUAAGCUGUAAAUACAAUUAUGUAUAUUUAAGAAUUUAUAAAUAUUUGGUAAGCGGAAUAAAUUUUAAUUCUAUGAUUUUGAUUUACUGUUUAUUGUAAUUACUGGUAUGUAUUAUUUUAACCAUUUUAGUCACAGUUUCUUUAACCACUAAGUAUGGUAAAUAAGCUCGUCAGUGUAGGCAGUCCUAUAGGAAAGUGACAAUCGUUACUUAUAUACGUGACUGUUACGUUUAUUGUUUGUACUGGUUUCUAAAUUGGUAAUAUAUUCUUUGGUGUAGGGAUGGCCAACUUGAUUAGAACCAAGAAAACACGAACGAAACUCUGUGCGAUCUACCAAUUACAUGCUUCUUGAAAUCUCAAAUGAAAUAACGUAGUUUAAUACACAAUUAUGUAGUAUUGUAGUAUUUUUAAUUUUAUUAAGAGGAUGAACAUAAAAUUGAAAAUUACUUUUUGUAACUACUUAUUUAUAUUAGUGUGAGCAUUGUGUCUGAGCAUCUUCCGCGAGAUUAGCAAAAUGUUAUAUUUUUUACCUAGCCACGAUCGACUGGACUAAUAGUCGCGAUCGACCGGUUGGCCACCCCUGGUGUAGACUUUAUAAAACUAAAUGGGACUGUUAUGUCCAUAGACGUAGUAUAGCGUAUUUAUGUACUGAGAGACUGGCAACGUAAUAAUAAAAAUAAAACUAGAAACUAGUGCGCGUAUUUUGUAAAUGUGUGCAAAAAUAUGUUUGUAAAAAUAAUAUAGAAUUAAAGUUACAAAAAUAGUAAAUAUUUAUAUUUUGCGUUUAUAUAUAUAUGAAAUGUCGAAAAUAUUUUUCUAUUCUAUUUGUUAUAAUUUUUAUUAUCAUUCGUUGAGGUUCAGAAUUUUAUUUGGAUUAAAUUAGAUAUUUUUUUUGUAUAAAUUUUUAAACAAAAUAUUUCUGAUAAAUCUGUAAUAUUGCAUAUAAAGAGCUAAAUAUUUACAGUAUAGUUACGUGAAAAAUGUGCGAUUUUUGUUUUUGUUUUCCUCAAUUUAUCUUAUCCAUGUCAAGGAAGACCACACUUUAACCAAAUAUCCACUUAAAACUAAAAACACUUUUUUAAUUUAAAAAUAAUAAGAAUUUACUUCGUUUUAGUAAAUUCUUAUUAUUUCGGCAGUUUUUAUUAUUUCGGCAAAAGCAGUACACUAAAUGAAGUGACGAUCUUAAAUGCAUUACAGGAGCUAGUGGAAGCAGGUAGCUCAGAACCGUUUCUUAUGGCAGAGAAAGGGAGAGGCCUAUUUUCAGCAAUGGACAGAUAAUGGCUAAGAUGAUGAUGACUUUGUUUAGUCCUUAGAUUAUGAAUUAGGUAUUAGAUUGGCAAUGUAAAAGAGAGAAUAUAUAAUAACUAUAGUCUAUAUACCCUUUCCUUCCUAUUUAAUGCUAGAAUGAUGGGCGGCAGUAUCCUUAUUAAAAUAUCACCAAAGCCUAAUUUGGUUGACAACCCGCCCGCCAAGCGUGGCAGCUACUAGUAAAACUCCUCAAAAGGGAGGUCUAUGUUUCAAUAGUCGUCUGUUAGUGACUGAUAUAACUGUGACGAUGAUAUAUCUUUUCAGGUAAAAACAAAAAUUUAAAAAUUGGUUAUAUAUAGGGGAAAUAUAAGGGAAAGCGAGGAAGAUAAAUAUAAUUUAGGAUAUAUUUUCAAUGUAUAAAUUUUAUAAUGUAUCGAUUAAAAAUCGUUUAACUAGUGAAAGAAAAGAAAAAUUACAUGUUUUGUAAAAAAUGAAAUUUUUAAUUUAUUCUGCCCUACAGAUAGGCUACAUAGAUACAUCACAUGGGGCACUUUAAUACAUAGUGUAAAUUGUAUCAAAUUGGUUAAUUGUAACACUUUUUUGAAAAUUUAACUUUUUUAUUGUGAAGACAUUGUAAUCAGUCUUACAAAAUACUUGUUAGUAUAUCAAAUGAAUAAUUAAGAAUGUUUUUGUUUUAAAAAAUGUUUUAAAGAACAGGAUUGCUGAAUCUAUCCUUCGAUUAAACAUAUAAAACUCAGAAAGUAAAAUGAACAAUCGUUAAAAACUCUAAUAUAUCAUCAAAAAUAGUAAACUUAAAUAUUACAUAUUGUUUAUUUAUUUUUGCCACAAUUCUGUAUAUUUGCAUUCCAAACGUUCUGUUUACUCAUAAGCUGAUGUUAAAAGUUUCUGUGAGAAUAACAUAAUGCAUAUUGCUGCAAGUCAACAAAUAUUUUGAAUUCUCUUGCUAGGAAGUAGUACAAAUAUAGAAAGUGACGUUUGGUCAUAAGCUUUUUUUGACUUUUCUAUACUUUUCAAUACCAUAUUGAAGAGAACUUCGUUCAGGUUUGCAGCUGCUUGGCAGCUGUCUUUCAUAUAGAUAUUAUACCUUAAAACUUGAAACAUUGGUUUAAAUGUUUUAAUUAUUGAUACCACGUCUUUCGGUGUUUGGCUUGUAUGUACGUGCGACAAAAGAAUAUAUCAUUUCAUUUAAAAAUAUAAAUAAAUAAAAUGGUUUAUGUUUUUUAUGCCUGCUUAAUAGUUUGUAUGUAAUAAAUUAAUUAUAGGUUUUAUAAUAUGUUUGCGUUUUAAAUAAAUUGUUUUAAAAUUUACAUAUUUUUAAAUUUUCAUUUAUAAAAUGCUUGUUUGUUUUUGUAUUAGGCCUAAAAAAUUUAAUUAAACAAAUCUUAUCGAAAAUAUAAAAUAUCUGUCCAUAUACAUUUGUGUUUUAAAGUUUUAUUCUAUAUUACAGGUGUGAAAAUGUAUUUAAUUUUAGAAAGAUAUAUUUUAUGAUUCAAAUAAAAAUUACGAGU